Racocetra persica is the source of this 641-nucleotide messenger RNA. The record is from the annotation of a GenBank genome assembly. Lineage: Eukaryota; Fungi; Glomeromycota; Glomeromycetes; Diversisporales; Gigasporaceae.
UUCCUAAUAAUAGUGGCAAUAAUGAGUCUCUUCAUGAGUACGGCAAACAUCUGCUUUCCAUGCUUCCGAAGUUUAUACAACAAUAUUCGGUUUACAAGGACGAAUUAACACUUUAUGUUGCACCGAGUGCUAUUAUUCCAGUGAUGACCUUUCUUCGGGAUCACACUGGAUCACAAUUCAAACAAGUUCAAGACAUUUGCGGUGUUGAUUACCCUUCGCGUCCGAAUCGGUUUGAAAUUGUAUAUAAUAUGUUAAGCCUUCGUUAUAACGCUCGGAUUCGCGUAAAGACGUAUGGCAAUGAAGUUUCACCUAUACCUUCAAUCGUCUCGCUUUUUAAUGGUGCAAAUUGGUUUGAGAGAGAAGUUUAUGACAUGUUUGGCGUGAUUUUUACCGGUCAUCCGGAUUUGAGAAGAAUCUUAACGGAUUAUGGGUUCGAAGGGCAUCCUAUGCGAAAAGAUUUCCCACUAACCGGUUAUGUUGAAAUACGGUAUGAUGAAGAAAGAAAGCGCGUCGUCGCAGAACCUUUAGAAUUGACACAGGCAUUUAGAAAUUUUGAAGGAGCGGCAUCACCGUGGGAACAAACUGAUUCUUUCAAACUUGAGAGUCUUCUUCCAAAACCACAAUCUCCAGAAAAGAAAUAA